AUGGCUCCUGUUGAGCACUUUGAAGUGAUUGACUCUGUUGAAGAUGGCAGUGAAAUGCAAGUUGUCAUUGUAAGGAUAUGGUGUGAAGGACAACAGAAGCUGAUUGAACCAAAGAUGUUCAACGAGCUGUACUCUCACUGGAAUGAGAUUAAGUCAGAGGUGGACAACAUGACGCUGCCACCUGAGGCCAUGAAGAAUCUACUGGAAAACGAGCGAAUCUCAAAGGUGUCGAACCCCGUGAAGACCAGCUACGGCCUGGGCCGUGUGGUGCUGAGUCAGAAACGCCUGUUCCUGUUGAUGGAGGCACACCCUUACUGCAAGGAGAUUGCUCGUUUCCGGGACAUCGAGGAAGUGGAGUUCUGUUUGCCAGUAUCCAUCUUCCCUCUGAAGAUUCUGGCCCUGAAGAUCAAGGUGCGGGACAAGAAGGAGCCCUUCGUCGCCAACCUCAAGUCAGAGCGGGACCUGUGGAAGGUGAUCAUUCGGGAGAUGUGUGCAGGAAAGUUUCUGGCAGAUAGGCACAAGGACCCUCAGUACAUUCAACAGGCACUCAGCAACAUCCAGCUCAUCAAUGCCGUGGCCAAAUGUAGCUUUCACCAACGCCCCAUGACCGUCGCUUCCAAACUGGCAUACCUGGACCAAACAGCUGGACAAGAGCCACCCGCUCUUCCACGGAUGACGUCAGAUGCCCUGAAGCACACCCUUCACCUCACUGAUUCUAAUUCUACCCCCUACGCGGUUGAUGUCCUGCUAUAUGUUCCUGGUAACCUGGACCCGUGUGAGAGCGCUGAUACACACCCGAAGCUGUGGUGUGGUCUGAGUGAUGGCCGGGUGAUGAUGUACAAUGCAGCCACUUGGAUCAUGGAGCAGGUGCCAAUCCAAGCUGGGCAUUCCAAACUGGUCUCGAACCCAUAUCCUCAGAUCGUUUGCCAGGAGUGGGGCUGCUGGUACGCCAAAUGCCACCGUGACGUAAUUAUGCUUGACGUCACGCUGUUGACGACAUCGCGGUUCCAGGGCCGCCAUUAG
Rhincodon typus (whale shark) is the source of this 1023-nucleotide messenger RNA. RefSeq names its product DENN domain-containing protein 3-like. The transcript has 7 exons. Bases 1 to 1023 code for a protein of 340 amino acids. Lineage: Eukaryota; Metazoa; Chordata; Chondrichthyes; Orectolobiformes; Rhincodontidae. The record is from RefSeq and is a predicted model, not a curated record.